UUUUUUUUGUUUUUUUUUUCCUCAGGGUCGUCCUGGGCAAAUGGGUGAGAUCGGACGGCCCGGACCGGAUGGGCCACAAGGGGGCAUAGGGCCUCGAGGGCCUAAAGGAGAGAAGGGCCACAUUGGACUUAAAGGACCAUCUGGGGACAAAGGAGACAAAGGACCAAUGGGAGUGCCUGGAUUUCGAGGAACUGAUGGAGUGCCUGGUCACCCGGGUCAGCAGGGCAGCAGGGGCCCACCAGGGAAGGACGGCUGUAACGGAACCAUGGGGGACCCCGGUCUGCCCGGCUAUGGCACGGGCACUCCGGGAUAUCCUGGCUUUCAAGGGCCAGCGGGGCCAAAAGGUCAGAAAGGAGACCCCAUCUACAUCACAGACAACACCGAGGGGGUACCAGGUGAACCAGGACCCAGGGGCCCACCUGGUCUCAGAGGUCCGACCGGCCCGCCGGGUUUCCAAGGUCCAAGAGGAAUUAACGGAUUCCCCGGACUCCCCGGCCCUCCUGGGCCCCAAGGGCCAGAGGGGAGCCGUGGCGACAUUUAUCGAGGAGGGAAAGGAGACAAGGGCGACGUGGGCUUGGCCGGCGAGCCUGGCCAGCCGUUGAUCAAUGUCAUUGUGGAGUUUGUGGGUUUUCCCAAAGGAGACAAAGGACUGCAGGGUGAUCCCGGCCCAAAGGGAUUAAAAGGAUACCCUGGUUUACCUGGACCACCUGGACCUUUUGGUUAUAGAGGUGAAUACGGGGAACAGGGCAUUCUCGGAUACCCAGGACCAAGAGGUCCUGCGGGUUUUGUCGGACCACCUGGCCCUUCUGGACUGAAGGGAUUACCGGGGGAACCAGGUUUCCUGGGACAACCAGGAUUCAUAGGACCCAAGGGAGACCAAGGUGACAUCGGACUCCCAGGACCUCCAAGUUACUUCAGUGAUGGAUCUUUUGUUCAAGGACCCCCAGGCGACCCGGGGUUUCCCGGCCUUCCGGGUAGCACCGGUGAUCAGGGACCUCCAGGAUCCACCGGGCCUCCGGGACCGCCAGGCCCUUUCCGCUUUGGUGGUCCAGGAGCUCCGGGUUUUCCUGGUGGCGCCGGGCCAAAAGGAGACAAGGGUAACCCGGGCUUACCAGCUUACGGCCCUGAGGGUUUCCAAGGUCCCCCUGGACCUGAUGGUCCUCCUGGUCCCCCUGGUCCUCCAGGUCCUCAAGACAGCUCAGGCCGGCCCAGGGACCCCUGUGAUAUCUAUCCUCCUGACAGGCCCACAGGUGCCCCCAGUAAAGGCCCCCCUGGAAACCCUGGGCCGCCUGGCCAGACGGGAUUUCCAGGAAACUCGGGACUUAAAGGCUUUAGAGGUGACCCCGGUGACUGUAACUGUGGAGGAGGAGGAGGAGGUGUCGGCCUGCCCGGGUUACCUGGACCUCAAGGACCCAGAGGCAACUUUGGCUUCCCAGGGCGUAAAGGUGAGCCCGGUAACCCGGGUUCUCCUGGUUUCAACGGCAGUCCGGGGGCGCCUGGUCGUGAGGGUGAGAGGGGAUUCAUUGGGCGUAAAGGACAGAAGGGGGAAUCGUCCUUCUCCGGUUUCGGGGUGAAGGGAGAUCGAGGGACACCUGGACUCAGAGGACCUACGGGUGAAACAGGAAACCCUGGCAGAGACGGUUUGCCUGGCUUCGCUGGCCCCCCAGGACCCCCGGGUGAUGGUGGUGUUGGCACAAUCGGUGAGAAGGGUUUCCCAGGAUUUCCUGGAGGCAAAGGUCGACCUGGUGCCCCUGGCGAUCCUGGAUUCGGCUACCCCGGCCUACCGGGCCGUCGAGGUGAAAAAGGAGAGCCUGGGAUCCCUGGGUUUCCUGGACAGCCAGGUCCACCAGGCCCACAAGGUGACAACAGCUGUGGAGGGGUUAUUGACGCCGGAGAGGGAACGGGCGAUAAGCUACCUUGCACCAUAUAUGGUGAACCUGGAGAUCAAGGUGAACGUGGCAGGCCUGGACGACCAGGCCCCCAAGGCCAGCCAGGCUUCCCAGGAUCCCCUGGAGGUCGAGGGUUUGAUGGCGCCAAGGGACAGAAGGGAGAUCCUGGUUUUGGAGGCCUACCAGGACCACAAGGUUUUCCUGGACCCAGAGGAGAUCCCGGAGUUCCAGGUAUUCCGGGAGUUGGCUACGAUGGGCCCAAAGGGAAAGACGGCCUUCCAGGACCUCCUGGACCCAAAGGCCAGCCUGGAGAAGUCCUGGGAGUAAGACCUGGAGCUCCAGGAGAGGCUGGCAUACCUGGUGCACCCGGAGACAAGGGCCCGCCAGGGAGUCCAGGAACACCCGGAUCACCCGGCUUCGAUGGACGGCCUGGUGUUUCCGGUCUGAAGGGAGAGCGUGGAGUGGACGGCCGGCCGGGCAUUCCGGGUCUUCCCGGACUUCCAGGCGGCGCGGCCAAUCCCAUCCCCGGUCCACCCGGAUCUCCCGGCAGCAAAGGACUCAUCGGACCGCCAGGCUGCCCAGGUUAUCGCGGUCGGAAAGGUGAACCGGGAGAACAAGGAUUCCCGGGCCCUGCUGGAAUGAAAGGAACCCCGGGAUUCCCUGGUCCAAACGGAGGAACAGGUCCAAGAGGACCCCCUGGACUGCCAGGUCCUGGAACCGUUCCUGGAAGACCCGGAACGCCUGGAAGAAAGGGUGAAAGAGGAUUCUCGGGGCUGAUGGGUUUCCCCGGACGACCGGGUCGUCCCGGAAGUCCAGGAUUUCCCGGUGGGAAAGGGUUUCCCGGAGACCGUGGGAGAGAUGGGUUUCCUGGAGGUCCUGGACUGUUUGGACUGAAAGGUGACGGAGGAAACCCCGGGCCCCCUGGUAUUCCAGGCCCUCCUAGUUUAGUGCAGAAAGGUGCACCAGGGGUCAACGGAGCCCCCGGCUUUGAGGGCUUUACUGGACCUAGAGGUGACAAGGGUCUCCCAGGCCUGCCUGGUCGUCCGGGUUCUCCAGGUCGUCCCGGCUUCCCCGUGGACAGCAAAGGCCAGGCCGGAGAGCCGGGUUUCCCUGGGCGGCCCGGCCCACCGGGCUUCCCUGGACCAAAGGGGGAAGGAGGAAUCAUGGGAUUCCCAGGAUUGACGGGACCGAGGGGUGACGACGGCUCGCCGGGAUUCCCCGGAAAUCCUGGAGAAUUCGGCCGAACCGGAGCCAAAGGUCCACCUGGAGAGACGUUUGCCUAUCCUGGAGCACCGGGAGUGAAAGGCCAGACUGGAGAUUCAGGUUUUCCAGGCUCUCGAGGCAUCGACGGUUCCCUUGGCGACAGGGGUUUUCCGGGACGCCGAGGUCCUGAUGGACAAAAGGGCAUUCCCGGUGAAACGGGGCGACCCGGAACGAUGGGUCCACCUGGGAUCCCUGGGCCGCAGGGUCAGCCCGGAUUCCCUGGGAGACGAGGAUCAGACGGGUCCCCGGGACCACCCGGAGGCCCAGGUGACGUCGGUUUUAAAGGUUUGUCUGGAGCGCCGGGGCUGGACGGACUCAAUGGCCUCGCCGGUCCGAAAGGCCCUCCUGGAAUCCCAGGUACAACAAUAGGGGGAGACCCAGGCCCCCGCGGUGCGCCGGGACAGAAAGGAGAGAGAGGUGUUUCCUUCCCUGGACAACCAGGCUUCCCUGGACCAAAGGGACAGAGAGGAGAUUUGGGAACUUUUGGACGUCCAGGGUUCCCUGGACGUCCCGGACCUCCUGGUCCAAGUACUUCAUCAAACUUCCCAGGGCCAGUGGGAGACCCCGGACUUCCUGGAUUGGAUGGAGAAUACGGUUUCCAGGGCCCUCCCGGUCCUCCCGGGCCACCGGGUCCCGGCACAGCACAAGGAGACACAGGAGACCCAGGGCUCCCAGGGUUCCCUGGAAUCCCCGGCCCAAAGGGAGAAACAGGAAGUCCUGGAGGCCCCGGAUUCCCAGGCUUCCCUGGCUUAAAAGGAGCUCCGGGUGACAACGGGCUAGCCGGUGCUCCAGGUGUGAAAGGAUUGCCCGGCGAGCCCGGAUUCUUCGGAUUCAAAGGGCGUCGAGGAUCACCGGGGCGACCUGGACGUAAGGGUGCUCCCGGAAUCCCAGGGCCGUACAUACCGCCCCCUGCACCUAUUGGAGAGCCUGGUUUACCCGGCAACAAAGGACAACUCGGUCGUCUCGGAGAGCCCGGCCAGCCUGGUCUCUCUGGACGUCCAGGUCUAAAGGGUCGCCCCGGCGCUGCGGGUGAGCUCGGCAGGACUGGACCGCCCGGUUUUCCUGGGCCGGUUGGGGAUCCGGGCAUCCCUGGAUUCCCAGGGAUCACUGGAGAUCAAGGUUUUCCCGGAGCCAUCGGUCGUCCCGGUAUUCCCGGAGGCGCCGGCCGCAGCAUCGGCAUCGGCUACACUCUGGUGAAGCACAGCCAGACUACCAAUGUCCCCAUGUGUCCCCAAGGCAUGGCCCAACUGUGGGAAGGAUACAGCCUGCUGUACGUGGAGGGACAGGAGAAGGCACACAACCAAGACCUUGGUCAGCCGGGUUCGUGCCUCCCCAGGUUCAACACCAUCCCCUUCCUCUACUGCAACCCAUCUGAGACCUGCUACUACGCGAGCCGCAACGACAAAUCCUUCUGGCUCUCCACGACCGCGCCCAUCCCCAUGAUGCCUGUGGCCGAGGAGCAGAUCCGGCCUUACGUCAGCAGGUGUUCAGUGUGCGAGGCUCCAUCUCAGGCAGUGGCGGUCCACAGUCAGGACCUAACCAUCCCUACCUGCCCACGCGGCUGGAGGAGUCUUUGGAUCGGGUAUUCCUUCCUCAUGCACACGGCAGCCGGCGCCGAGGGCGGCGGUCAGUCCCUGAUGUCUCCCGGCUCUUGCCUGGAAGACUUCCGAGCGACCCCGUUCAUCGAGUGCAACGGCGCCAGGGGCACCUGCCACUACUUCGCCAACAAGUACAGCUUCUGGCUCACCACAGUCGACCCCCGGCUGGAGUUUGGCGCGCCGACGCAGCAGGAGACCCUGAAGGGCGGUCAGGAACGCUCCAGGGUCAGCCGCUGCCAAGUCUGCAGCAAGAUCUUGUAGCUGUCAAACAGAGCAGAGAGAGGAAGAAACGCCAGGACUAGCACUUGAUGGAGAACAAGAACAUGUGAUUGACUUGAAAAGAAGAAGCUGUCUUUUCCAUUUUAUCCCCUUUAGGAGCCGCAGGCUCAUCGACAAAAGACGCUGGAGGGAGGAUGUGGAUAGAGAAGAACGCCGGAGGGAUUUCUAACCUCUGGACUUACACUGACAAUGGUGCUAUUGUUGAUGUUUAUGUUUAUCUUUUGUCUGAAUUCACGGUGUUUGGUUAGAAUCAUUCUCUGCUACCUCGAAGAGAGCCACCUCUUUAGCUAGCUAAGCACACACCCACGGAGGGACGACCCCUUCACACGUCUCAGCUCAGACGCAUGCCCUCACUGUAAUUUAUAGGCGCCAUAGCGAAUAGUUUUACUCUCUCCACUGAACUGUCGGUUUGUGCCCCGUUCAUAGCUUUCAGGAAGACGUGACCCACAAAAACAUGCUGGCGAGUUAGCAUGUGCUGCAAUACACAGCUAAAAUGUUAGCUGGUGAGAUUUGUUUGAGGGUGUGGAUAUUUAAUAUUAGACGUUUUCAUUUUAAUUCAUGUUCUACCAAGUUUUUUUUCCACUUUGUAAAACUUUAAACUUUUAGUUUUUGUUUAAUUUGAUUUGCAGUAUGACAAAAAGAAAUUCAAAAAUUUUAAUUUUUAAAGCUGGAUGCCCUAAAUAGAAGGUCUGCAAUUAACAGUUAUCACCAUCGGAUCUUCAUGUUAGGUGUUAUUUCUGCUUAUGGUAGAUUUUAUAGAAUUACAACUAAUGCACUGAGUUUUCUCACUAAUGCACUCAAAACUCAUAUGCUAACAUGCUAGCAUGUUGCCUCGCUAACAUGGUAAAGCAUGUUAGCUAAAGCCAUCUGAACAAGACAACGCCACGAUCUUUACAGAAUAAAGAAUUGAGCCUUCCUACUUGUCUUUAGUGAUAUCUACAAUUGAUAAAGGAAUAUCCAUUGCAUUACAAUUUUAAUGUAAUCCAGACAGAAUAGGUUCUGAGCUAAUUUCUUCCCUCCCCUUUUUGUACAGAGAAACAAAUAGCAAAUCAGUUUCUUUUUGUAUGUACUUAAGUAUACUCAUGAAUUUUAAUAUAAAUAAAAAAAAUACUCAAAUAUUUUGUAUAAUUUAAUUAAAUUUUCUGAGGUCUUAAUAUUUCACCCUAUUUCAAUUUGUUUAGGUUUCUAUUCCCAUCUGAACCAGUUGACCUACUUAUGAAAUAUGAGAUUUGGACUCCUGAUCAAACCAAAGCAUCUCUAAGUGAAACCUGCUGGAGGGUUUUAUUUAUUAGUCAUUUUGUUCUCAAAACAACUUGGAACUACAAAGGCACAAAAUACAGAAUAUAUCAGUAAGUCCACGUAACAUUUUUCAACACAUCACAAUCACUUUUUGGUGUCAACUUGUGUUGAGCAGAGUCGUUAUUUAAUAAGCUGAAAUAUUUAAGAUCACUGUGUUCAAAGUGGUUUUGGCGAAAGGAAUAGUCUUAAAGAAGCACCAUUAUUUGUGAAUUAUUUUCUUAACUGAAACAAAAGCAAAUCAGCACUUUUUCCCUCUAAGUGACACAAACUGAGAGUCCGCAAGAGUUUUAGAUCAGAACAAACGACUGACGGUGCACCGACGUGAAUCCAGACGGGUCACAAGCCCAGCGAAGUGGGUCAGUCUCAGCUUUUCAUUGCGUUGUGACCAAACUGUUACUUUUACAAAGCGUCUUCGGUGUUAUGUUUUUUUGACAAACACAACCUUUUUCUCUUAUUCUUCCAGCAGCAUUUCCAAAAAACGAAAAUGUUUUAAACUCUAUUAGCUCUAUUGUUUUUUCUUUGCCUUCGUGCUGUUUUUUCAUAUAAAAAAAAAAAAGAAAAUGUCGAAUGUUCUGCUCACGUAGCCACUAUGACCACUUCAUCUAGCGUGUCUCUCGUCUGGUAGCUCUGACACUUCACCUUUAUUCUGCGGUUUUCAUUAGCAUUUGCUAUUUUUGUAAUCUAGAUUGUAAUUAUUUUGUACCUGUGUCAUAAUACAACCUCCUGGUGUCAUUUACUGACGAUGGAGGUGAUGAGAAUAUGAUGUUCUGUACAUUUAUGGAAAAAUGCUUCUAGGAGUUUUUUGUUUGUUGUAAUCACAUGACUAUUAAACAGUUGUUUGACCCUCA
This is a messenger RNA of Poecilia latipinna (sailfin molly), 7176 nucleotides long. RefSeq names its product collagen, type IV, alpha 6 (gene col4a6). The record is from RefSeq and is a predicted model, not a curated record. Gene Ontology annotation, cellular component: collagen trimer. The transcript has 46 exons. Gene Ontology annotation, biological process: extracellular matrix organization. Bases 41 to 5011 code for a protein of 1656 amino acids. Lineage: Eukaryota; Metazoa; Chordata; Actinopteri; Cyprinodontiformes; Poeciliidae. Gene Ontology annotation, molecular function: extracellular matrix structural constituent conferring tensile strength.